Papaver somniferum (opium poppy) is the source of this 949-nucleotide messenger RNA. RefSeq lists its product as uncharacterized. NCBI's taxonomy places the organism in Eukaryota, Viridiplantae, Streptophyta, Magnoliopsida, Ranunculales, Papaveraceae. The record is from RefSeq and is a predicted model, not a curated record. The coding region runs from base 164 to 754 and encodes 196 amino acids. The transcript has 7 exons.
UUCUGAAUCAGACUCAAAGCAAACACUCCUUUAUGUAAACGGCGAUAAGAUUUAAAGUUUGUGGUACAUUGAACAUAGGCGCACAUUAGAAACUGUGAGUCUGUGAACCUAAUUCCUUGUUGCUUGGUUAUACAACGCCGGCGAGACUAUUGUGCGCAUACCAAUGACGAUGAUGAAUUCUGGAAGAACAAGUGAAGUUGUUCAGAAUGGAGGAAUGUUAAGCAAAGAACAGCUGAUUUAUUUGUUCAGUCGUUUCUCUUAUCUCACAUCCCAGCCUGGUUUUGUUGUUGUAGAUGUGAAGAAAAGGAUUUCAGACGCUGUGAAAGAUAAACAGGAAGCAGUUGAUAUUACCACAGCCAGCCAAGAAGAAAUACUUAAUGAUAUGGGUGUUGAUCCAAGGUUCGGCAUUGCUUGUUUGGGAAAAGUAAGCCAUGUUUAUGAGAAUGACCAGGAUUUGAUGAUCAAGUUUUAUGGUUUUGUUGCAAAGGAAGAAAUUGUUUGUGAUGAAGCUGAGCUUGAACCUGAUGAAUUGGCCGAGAAAAUGCAUUUCCAACACAAGCUACAAGAACAGCAAUUACAGAUGCUGAAGCAUAUGCGCAAAUUUCACCCAGACGACCAGUCUGAGAUUCUUGAAAAGCUGCGCAAGCAGAUGGAGAAUGCCAAAUUUGAUAACAAUGCAGCAGUUCUUACAUCGAGCCAGAUUCAGGAGAUCAUUAGAAAGAAAUCAUCGUUACCCUUCACUAACGCUAGGUAGCUACCUCACAGUAGGGGACCUGUUUAUUCUAUCUGCAAAAUUUUCCUCUUUAUCCAUUCUAGGAUUUAUCUACCUUUAAGGUGAUCUUCUUGUAACUGUAACAGUGCAACAAUGCUCACAAUCAUAAGCCACUGUGACUUUGUAAAAUUACUUCCAUUGUCAAGGAUGAUGCAAUGUUGUAUUUUUAUUCAUGUA